This is a messenger RNA of Dentiscutata erythropus, 366 nucleotides long. The record is from the annotation of a GenBank genome assembly. Lineage: Eukaryota; Fungi; Glomeromycota; Glomeromycetes; Diversisporales; Gigasporaceae.
AUGACAACAACUCCAGCAGCCUAUGCUGCAAAAGUAGUGUCCUCUUCCUCAUUUUCCGAAGCACGAUCAAGAGUACUCUCUUUAUAUAGAGAUUGGCAACGGGCGGCUCCAAAAAUAGUUCAAUCAUAUCUUCUUGAUUUUCCCGUAGCAACGGCACGUGCGAAAAUCAGAGAAGAGUUUGAAAAAAACCGUUAUGUUAGCGAUUUAAGGGUAAUUGACGUCUUGAUUUUUAAAGGCCGUGCCGAAUAUCAAGAAACCCUUAAUAGUUGGAAAAUGGAUACGCAUAUCAUGAGGUACUUUUCGAAAGAAGAAUCGCCUCCUAAACCUGAAGGUUUUCUGGAGAAAUUUUACGGUAUAGAAUUUUAA